CUCUCUCUCUGAUCCUCCCUGAGUGAGUGACGUCACGUUGCCAUGGUGCUGUUAUUACGCUACACGGGGGAGGGGGGAUAUUUCAGCACCACAUCUCAGCGGAGAGCUCACUCCUCACUCUUCUCUCUCCAGCUGCGGCUUCCAUGCUGGAGCUCCAGAUAGUCAACCGCCACCGGAGACCCCAAUCAACUGCCACCGUCACCGGAGACCCCAAUCAACUGCCACCGGACCGGAGACCCCAAUCAACUGCCAGCGGACCGGAGACCCCAAUCAACUGCCACCGGACCGGAGACCCCAAUCAACUGCCACCGGAGACCCCAAUCAACUGCCACCGGACCGGAGACCCCAAUCAACUGCCACCGGACCGGAGACCCCAAUCAACUGCCAGCGGACCGGAGACCCCAAUCAACUGCCCCUCAGCUGGAGGAGAGCCCGGCACUGGCCAGAGGGCAACUGUGGCUGGAGAGCGCCAAAGACCACCGGUGACUGGCUGGAGAACAGAAGACCACCGGCCACUGUCUAUAGAGUAUAGAAGGCCACCGGCCACUGGCUGGAGAACAGAAGACCACCGGCCACUGUCUAUAGAGUACAGAAGACCACCGGCCACUGUCUAUAGAGUACAGAAGACCACCGGCCACUGUCUAUAGAGUACAGAAGACCACCGGCCACUGUCUAUAGAGAACAGAAGACCACCGGCCACUGUCUAUAGAGUACAGAAGAUCACCGACCACUGUCUAUAGAGUACAGAAGACCACCGGCCACUGUCUAUAGAGUACAGAAGACCACCGGCCACUGGCUGGAGAACAGAAGACCACCGGCCACUGUCUAUAGAGUACAGAAGACCACCGACCACUGUCUAUAGAGUACAGAAGACCACCGACCACUGUCUAUAGAGUACAGAAGACCACCGGCCACUGGCUAUAGAGUACAGAAGACCACCGGCCACUGGCUAUAGAGUACAGAAGACCACCGGCCACUGUCUAUCGAGUACAGAAGACCACCGGCCACUGUCUAUAGAGUACAGAAGACCACCGGCCACUGGCUAUAGAGUACAGAAGACCACCGGCCACUGGCUAUAGAGUACAGAAGACCACUGGCCACUGGCUAUAGAGUACAGAAGACCACCGGCCACUGGCUAUAGAGUACAGAAGACCACCGGCCACUGUCUACAGAGUACAGAAGACCACCGGCCACUGGCUAUAGAGUACAGAAGACCACUGGCCACUGUCUAUAGAGUACAGAAGACCACCGGCCACUGUCUAUAGAGUACAGAAGACCACCGGCCACUGUCUAUAGAGUACAGAAGACCACCGGCCACUGUCUAUAGAGAACAGAAGACCACCGGCCACUGUCUAUAGAGAACAGAAGACCACCGGCCACUGUCUAUAGAGUACAGAAGACCACCGGCCACUGUCUAUAGAGUACAGAAGACCACCGGCCACUGUCUAUAGAGUACAGAAGACCACCGGCCACUGUCUAUAGAGAACAGAAGACCACCGGCCACUGCCUAUAGAGUACAGAAGACCACCGGCCACUGGCUAUAGAGUACAGAAGACCACCGGCCACUGUCUACAGAGUACAGAAGACCACUGGCCACUGGCUAUAGAGUACAGAAGACCACCGGCCACUGUCUAUAGAGUACAGAAGACCACCGGCCACUGGCUAUAGAGUACAGAAGACCACCGGCCACUGGCUAUAGAGUACAGAAGACCACCGGCCACUGGACACCACUGGUUUGGAAAGCCACCAGUUGGAAGACGAGGAUUAUUGGUUGCGGACUGAAGGAGACUCCGGGAUAUCGGCUUAGAGGGGAGAAGAUCAUUGGCCGAGGACAUUACUGGGAGCAGAACCCACAGACCUCUCAGGUGGCUCCUCCCUGUUCCCUCUCCAGUCAUCUUCCAUCCCGUGAGAGAUUCAUGAGCGAUCGGAUUCCCAUCUGUACCUUCCAGUUGACGCGCUGAGCGGCCGCCAUGACCGACAAAUCCGAGUGCAGAUUCAGCAACCUGACGGAAGAUCAGAUCACCAUCCUUGACCAGGUCCUGUCGGAGGCGACGCCAAUCCACGGGCGGGGCAACUUCCCCACCAUGGAAGUCAAGCCCAAGGACAUUAUUCGCAUGGUGAAGGACCAACUGGCGCAGAAGGCCAUCGCCAUUCGGGACAUUCGGCUGAACGGAUCCACGGCCAGCCACAUCCUCAUGCAGCAGAACGGCACGAGCUGCAAGGACCUGGACAUUAUUUUCGGGGUGGAGCUUCCGGGGGAAGCGGCCUUCCAGACGGUGAAAGAGAUCGUCUUGGAUUCCCUCUUGGAUUUCCUUCCCAAGUGCGUGAACAAAGAGAGGAUCACGGCCCUGACCAUGAAUGAAGCCUACGUCCAGAAGAUGGUGAAGGUCUACACCGAGCACGACCGCUGGAGUCUCAUCUCCUUGUCCAACAACAGCGGGAAGAACGUGGAGCUGAAGUUCGUCCAUUCUUUGCGGAGACAGUUUGAGUUCAGCGUCGACUCUUUUCAGAUCGUCUUGGAUACCAUCCUGGACAUCUACGCCGAAAACGACGGCGAGCUGAGCCCCGGUUCGCACCCGACCGUCCUGGCAGAGAGCAUGUACGGGGACUUCACCGAGUCCAUGGAGCACCUAAAAGGUAAACUGAUAGCGACCAGGAAUCCGGAGGAGAUCCGCGGGGGCGGGCUUCUGAAAUACUCCAACCUCCUAGUA
Rana temporaria (common frog) is the source of this 2711-nucleotide messenger RNA. Its product is annotated as terminal nucleotidyltransferase 5D-like. The transcript has 3 exons. The annotation marks the transcript as partial. The record is from RefSeq and is a predicted model, not a curated record. Gene Ontology annotation, molecular function: RNA binding; poly(A) RNA polymerase activity. NCBI's taxonomy places the organism in Eukaryota, Metazoa, Chordata, Amphibia, Anura, Ranidae. Gene Ontology annotation, biological process: mRNA stabilization.